AUGGGUUCCUUGAAACUUCGGGCCAUCAGAAAGAAGCUGGAUAGCCUACAAACAGAACAAAUUGCUCAAAGACGACCUACAAACGGCCCUGUUAACAGAGAACAGACUGCUCAAAGCCGACAUUCAGAAAUCGCUGUGAUUGAGGAUCAAGCUGCUCAAAGACGACAAAUAGGAAGUGCCAAACUGGCGCAGCAAACUGAACAAAUGAACACUCUUAGGUUGGAUAACUGGUUUAAUAAUGCUCCUGAAGAAAGCCCUGAUCAAGAACAAAAUGUGUUCAAGAAUGAGAUUAAAGAAAGUAUGCAACUUGAGGAUGUUGAAAGUUCAUUAGCUGGGAAUCAUGAACUCGAUAUUAGACCUCAAAGCACUUCCGCCAGGCAGAGAAAAAUUUUAAAGGGGAGUAAGAUUGAUUCUGAAAAGUUGAAGAAUAUCAAAGAACUAAUGUUUGGUUCUCAGUACAGGAGCUAUUCUGAGGGUUGGAGGAAUCAAGCAUUUAGUUUUGAGAAUGGAGUUGAGUCUCUUAAGUUCGGUCUUGUUCAGAAUAAAGGAGGACCCUGUGGAGUCCUAGCUGUAGUUCAAGCCUUUAUUAUAAAGGUGCUCAAAAUUGGAAGCUCAAUGUUUUCAGUGAACAAGGGGAAAAGUGUUCUUUUCCCUUCCGAUGUAGAACGUAAAAAUGCGUUGGCUGCAGCACUCACAGAGAUUAUAUACAACGUUUCCCCGAAUAAGAAUGGUCCGUUCUUUGUUUGCUUAACGGAUGGUGGCAGGAAUUCAGGAAGCUCCGUGUAUCUUCACAAGGACGGGGUCAGUGAGUACAUGGUGUACUAUAAAUUCUCUGACUGUACGGAGAUGUACAAGUUUGUACAUGAGAACUUGAAUUACUAUCUGGAGAAUGGAAAUCAUGCGCUGGUGGCGUUCAUUUAUUCUUGUAUUUUAACAAGAGGAGUAGAAAUAGUUCGAUCCGAUUUUGAUUCUUCUGAAGGAACACUUCUAGCAGCGCACAACUACUGUACACAAGAGUUGGUGAAUCUGCUUCUAAUCGGAGAAGCAGUAUCUAAUGUUUUUGACAAUACUGUACACUUCUCAGAGGAAAUCAUUUUAAAGGGAGUUAAGCGAAAAAGUGCAAUCGGAUUUCUGUCAUUAUUUGAACAUUACAAGUCUGUUGAGGUUGGAAAGAACCUAAAGGAUCCCUGGAACCCUAUCUGGGUAAUCUGCUCAGAAUCUCACUUCUCUAUACUCUUCAAUACAGAUACACAUGCAGACAGGGCAAAAUUUGAUUUGUUUUACUACGACGGAUUAGGGAGACAGGAUGGAAUUAUAAGAUUGACCGUGAACACUGACGAGGGGGCAGGUGGACCCUUGAACCCCUAUCCACUAGAGCACUGUAUCAGAACUCGGUGGCCUGGUGCAUCUGUAGAUUGGAACGGAUCAGACCCUCUUUUAUAAUUUUAAACAUCCUACAUUG
Molecule: messenger RNA, 1462 nt
Organism: Eurytemora carolleeae
Lineage: Eukaryota; Metazoa; Arthropoda; Copepoda; Calanoida; Temoridae
Product: probable ubiquitin carboxyl-terminal hydrolase MINDY-4
Exons: 16
Coding region: 1-1443 (480 amino acids)
Biological process (GO): protein K48-linked deubiquitination
Molecular function (GO): K48-linked deubiquitinase activity; cysteine-type deubiquitinase activity
Source: RefSeq, a predicted model, not a curated record